AAUUUCACAAUCAUAUUUUAAUUAGAAAUAUAACGAAUGAGGUGGUAUAUAAAUAAAAACGAAAUGAGGACAUUGUCCGAGUUACAACUGCAAACUAUCAAUAAUAUGCAUUAACCUACAUAUUCAUGUAACUUGCAAUUUUCUAUUUAACAUUAAAUCGAUAUAUAUCGAUAUAUUACUAUUGGCAGUAAUGUAUCACACAGAUGCGAUAGGUUUACUUUAUCUCUAAUUAAAAUCGAUUACAAAAUUUUAUCUAUCUAACCUAAUAUGCACGAUGUUAAAGUUGACGUCGAAUACUGUGAAAACAGUAGCUGUAAACAACAAUUUUUAGAUAUGCUAAAUGCAAUAGAGAAGAAUGUACCUACAGCCAAAGUGUCUGGAACUGAAGGAAAAGAAGAAUCUUUUGAAAUCAAGAUAAAUGAUCAAUUAGUUUAUUCAAGACUUCAGACAUUAGCAUUUCCUGACUAUGAAGCGGUAUGUGAAACAAUCAAAGAUGCAUCCAACGGUGGACCUGUAAAAAAAGUUACCAAACAACAACCUAUAGAAUGUGUAAUAUCAUGAUCUUUGUUUAAAUAUGUCAGGUAGAGUAAAAUAUAUUAUUUAUAUGAAUA
Molecule: messenger RNA, 611 nt
Organism: Polistes dominula (European paper wasp)
Lineage: Eukaryota; Metazoa; Arthropoda; Insecta; Hymenoptera; Vespidae
Product: migration and invasion enhancer 1
Biological process (GO): negative regulation of apoptotic process; positive regulation of filopodium assembly
Cellular component (GO): cytosol
Source: RefSeq, a predicted model, not a curated record